Messenger RNA from Corticium candelabrum, 666 nucleotides. RefSeq lists its product as uncharacterized. Bases 1 to 666 code for a protein of 221 amino acids. The record is from RefSeq and is a predicted model, not a curated record. Lineage: Eukaryota; Metazoa; Porifera; Homoscleromorpha; Homosclerophorida; Plakinidae. The transcript has a single exon.
AUGAAAAAUUCCGAAAAUGAGAUUGCUGUAAACAUGUUCAAGUGUCAUUUCCUUAACUUUAAUGUGGAUUUCCCAUCGGUCACAGAAAUACUUAUUACACCUACAACACAAGUGGCUAUGGGCGCAGUCGAUAUUCAUUUUAAUGGAUUUUCUACUUCUCGUCUAAAUGUUGUGAUAAAUGGCACAACAUUUGAAAAUCUGCAAGUUCCUCUCUUCGCUCCCUGUCAUGUAAUGUUCAACGGCUCAUCUAACAACAGCGUCUUGUUUCUCCAUACGAACUUCACGAAUUGCGUAGGUAAGACCGGAGGAGCGAUGUUGAUUGAUUUCAAACAAGAAGCUACAAAUAACAAGGUGACCGUUAGCAGCAGCUCAUUUACCGACGUGUCUGCGUUUGUGGAAGGUGCGGCAAUCAGCGGAAACUAUCUAGAUAGCAACAAGAAUACCAUAAUACUUGAGUCCUGCCGGUUUUUUGCUGUGUUCACGGCAGAGGUGAUGCUAGAGGAAGCAGUUCUGUUCUUCUAUUCAAACAGACGUCCACCUCACGGCAAUAGAGCAUCCUCUUCAUAUGACGUAUUACUACAGAACUGCCAGUUUGGAAAAGAUGAGACGAAUGGCGGUCUCGUCAUUGCAAAAAGUGUUCGAAUCUUGUAUGAAUCAUCAAAGUGA